Molecule: messenger RNA, 7059 nt
Organism: Carassius auratus (goldfish)
Lineage: Eukaryota; Metazoa; Chordata; Actinopteri; Cypriniformes; Cyprinidae
Product: obscurin-like
Cellular component (GO): Z disc
Molecular function (GO): protein binding; guanyl-nucleotide exchange factor activity; protein kinase activity
Source: RefSeq, a predicted model, not a curated record
UAGAGUUUGGGGUCAAGUACCAAAUGGUAACAGAAGGAAAGAGCCAAGUUUUGCUCAUAAAGGAUUUCCAGUCUACAGAUCAGGGUGUCUAUUCUUGUGUAGCCUCAGAAGAGGCAAAGACUUCAAUCAACCUCAACCUCGAAGGAGAUGACACAACACUUUCUCAGGAUGCAGGCAGCCAGCCCAAACUGCCUCCUGAGGCGGCUUCUGAGGGAGAUUUACAUGCUCUAUGGGAUGCAGUGGCCAAGAAGAGGAGAAUGAGUCGGGAACCCACGUUAGAUUCAAUUUCAGAGUUGCCAGAAGAAGAUGGAAAAGAAAAAGCCCAGAGCAAAGAGGGAAAAGUAUCUGAAAAGGAAGUGAUACCUGCUGAACCAACUCCUAAUAUCACUGGGGAGCCUAAUCUCUAUACAAGUUCUGAUGAGGAAUCUCUCAGUGGGACAACAAGCUUGGUGUCUUACCUAAAGAAAAGCAGCAAGUCCUCUAUGACUGUGGAAAGUCACACUGAGACUAUUGCCUCCAAGAAACUGUAUGAGCACUUCCAGAUGACAGAGCAAUCUGUUACAAAGACAUCUGUGGAACCUGUCAUGGAAGCUCCGAAAGGGGAUGAGUUGCUAGAGGCUGCUGUCAAGAUUCAGGCAGCCUUUAAAGGUUAUAAAGCCAGGAAGGACAUGCGACCAGUCUUCAAAGAAGUAUUUAAGGAUCAGUCUAAGGAGCCCAAUGGGACAAUUCAUCUUGAGUGCAUUGUGGAGGGUAAGCCGGAUAAAGUUCGCUGGCUGAAAGAUGGUGAACCCUUAACAGAUGGCAAGCACCAUCAUAUUGACAUCUAUAAUGAUGGCACCUGCUCUCUAGUAGUGACAGCUGCCACAACCAAAGACACAGGUGUAUAUACUUGUGAAGUAACCAAUAAGUUUGGUAUUUCCACCCAUAGUGGCAAAGUCACUGUCGGGUCACUGCGGGAAUCUUCUGGGCGACGCCCCCUCACUCUGGGCUACAGUGCAGAUAGCGAAGCUGAGAGCUCCUCAGGGAGUGAAAUGGAUGAGACUUUACGGCAAGCAAGCAAACGAUUACGGCGACUUCUUCGUACUUGUCUCCCCCCGGAUGUGGAAGAGGAACCGUUUGUUAGUGCAGAUGAAGGAGAUUUACCACCAACGGACCUAAAAUCUUACCGGGAAGAUGAUCAGUAUAUCUACAUACGUUUUGAUAAUCGUGCAGAAGCUCAAGUAGCUUCCCAGCGCUUCCAGGAAAUGUUUACUUAUCAAGGAGUGCCAAUCGAAACAGCCAUCAUAGCAGUAGCAGGUACUAAGGUAGAGCUGCGUAUCACAAAGAUGGGUUUCUCCCAAGAUGGCUCCCAAACCCCAACUCAGGAGCGACCGAUGCCUGCUUUCAUGACAGGACGCCCUGCGGCACCCGUCUUCUUGACGGAGCUCCGUAGCCAAGAUGUUCCUGAUGGGUUUCCAGUCAGUUUUGACUGUGUAAUUGUUGGCAAUCCUCCACCCACUGUGAGAUGGUUCAAGGAUGGAAAGAUAUUGGAGGAAAGCGACCACUACAUGAUCAAUGAAGACCAGGAAGGCCAUCGCCAGCUGAUCAUCACAGCUGUGCUGCCCACAGACAUGGGCGUGUACCGAUGCAUGGCUGAAAAUGACAGUGGCAUCGCCUCCAGCAAGGCUGAGCUGAGGGUGGACAUGUCUUGCAGCUCAGACUAUGACACAGCAGCCGAUGCCACAGAGACAUCUUCCUAUGUCAGUGCUAAAGGUUAUGUGUCUAGCUCCGAGCACAGGGACACGGAGGCUUUUGAGUCAGUGGCAGAGGACGAGCAGCUUCCUCAAGUUGUGGAUGAGUUACAUGAUUUAUUCCUCAGUCCCGGAGCACCCAUUGCCAAAAUGAGUUUCAGGGUUAAAGGAUUUCCUAAACCAAGGGUUUACUGGUUUAAGGAUGGCACCCCACUCCAAGCCUCCAGCAGAAUUGUAUUGUCAAGCGAGCGAGAUCAGCACAGUCUUGAGAUUUUAGAUGUUAAGCACGAGGACACUGGAGAAUACUCAGCAUACAUUAGUAAUAUAGCUGGCUCUGCCUACUCUUCAGCACGUCUGAAUGUACAGGCUCCUGGAGAGCACCCCGCACCUGAACAAGGACGGAUGAGAGAUUCAAAGGUGCCACUUGUACCACCACGCUUCCUGGAGAGGUUCAGCAACAAGAAGGUGAAACAGGGAGCAAGUAUAACGCUGUCAGUCAAAGUGGAAGGCUCCCCAACCCCAUCUGUAAACUGGUUAAAGGAAGUGUCAGAUAAGGAUGUUCUGUGGAUAAAGGCAGACACACCAGGUUACAAGGUGGCCAGCUCUGGCCGUCAACAUAGUCUCAUCCUCAUGGAAGUGGAAACAAAACAUGGCGGCAUGUACACUUGCAUUGCCACCAACCGUGCUGGACAAUCAGUCAACACAGCCCGACUGGAUGUGGAGACAGCACCAGAGCAAAAGAAAGUGGGGCCAGAGGUUCUGGGAAUUACUAUCAGCCCACCGGAGGAAGAGGGCAAAGGAGAGAUCAAACUACCUUCCAUGGGUGAAGUGGGUACAGAGGAGUUCUUACAAAAACUCACAACCCAAAUCACAGAAAUGGUAUCUGCCAGAAUUACUCAAGACAGCUUACAGAACCAUCAAGUGCUCCAGUGGAUGAAAUCUUGGCCCAAAGUAACCACUUCAUUGCGUGUCCCAGGACCUGACAGCGAUGAUGAAACAAAAACACCAUCCCCAUCUCCAUAUCACGGCCGAUCACGGCCUCCAUCUCUGAUUGCAGACUCCUCAUCUGAGUCAGAUGAAGGAGAUGCCCGAGGAGAGAUGUUUGAUAUUUAUGUGGUGACCGCUGACUACAACCCCAUGGGGGUCAGUAAAGAUGCCAUCGCUCUGAAAGAGGGCCAGUAUGUGGAGGUUCUGGAUUCUGCCCACCCACUUAAAUGGCUGGUCCGCACCAAGCCCACCAAAUCCAAUCCAUCUCGCCAGGGAUGGGUCUCACCUGCGUAUCUCGACAAAAGACUGAAGCUGUCUGCAGAUGUUGCAGACCUCCCAGAGACCACCAGAGAAGAAGUCACAGAGACAGAGUACAAGAAGAAACUUUGUCAACUCGUCCAGGAGCUGAUUAGCACAGAAACUGAGUUCCUGAAGGAGAUGGAGUUCUUCACAUCACACCAUCUGAAGCGUGUGGAUGAAGAGAGCACACCAUCUGAAAUCACCAGUCAGAAGGAGACCAUCUUCCGUAAUAUCAAUGAUUUGAAAUCCUUCCACAGCAGUUCUUUGCUGCCUGGUCUGCGUGACUGUGACACAGAUGAUGACAUUGCCAUGCAUUUCCUGAGAAACUCUGAAGGGUUUGAGAAAUAUUUGCAGUACCUCAUUGGACAAUUGCAAGCUGAGUCCGUCAUCAGUGAGAAAGAAGUGCACCAAUAUUUCAAGGAGUAUACGGUCUCAGAGUUGGCAAAUGUUGACCCCUCAGAGGGUCCAGUGCUAAGCAUCAACGCUUACCUUCAGAGACCACCAGAGAGAAUUCAGAAGUACAGAGCUUUACUGAAGGAAUUGAUCCGGAACAAGGCGAGGAACGGUCAAAACUGCUGUUUGUUGGAGCAGGCCUAUGCCAUGGUGUCGUCCCUCUCCCAGCGUUCAGAAAACACACACCAUGUCUCUCUCAUAGAGAACUACCCCGCCAAUCUGGAGGCACUGGGAGAACCUAUUAGACAGGGGCCCUUCACUGUUUGGGAAGGAGCUCCUGGAAUUCGAACAUCUUCCAGAGGUCACCACCGCCACGUUUUCCUCUUCAAAAACCAUGUGGUCAUCUGCAAACAGAAGAGAGACACGAACACAGACACCCAAGCAUAUGUGUUCAAGAAUAUGAUGAAGCUUACAAACAUCGAUGUGAACGAGACGGUAGAGGGUGAUGAAAGAGCGUUUGAGAUCUGGCAUGAGCGGGAGGACUCCGUGAGAAAAUACACGUUGCAGGCACGGACUGUUAUCAUCAAGAACUCAUGGCUGCGUGACCUCCGUGACCUUCAGCAGCGCCACAGCAUGCCAGCAUGGAGCCCUCCAGAUUUUGACGCGGUGUUGACAGACUGCACAGCAGAGCUCGGACAGACAGUAAAGCUCGCAUGCAAGGUCACUGGUGCUCCCAAGCCACAGGUCACCUGGUACAAAGACGGGCGUGCCGUGGAAGCGGAUCCUCAUCACAUCAUCAUUGAGGACCCAGACGGCUCUUGCACACUCAUUUUGGACAACAUGACAGCAGAUGACUCAGGACAGUACAUGUGCUUCGCCACCAGCUCUGCGGGCAACGCCAGCACACUAGGCAAAAUCACUGUGCAGGUACCUCCACGUUUUGUGAAUAAGAUCCGGAAUGCCACCCUAUAUCCAGGAGAAGAUGCUCAAUUCACCUGCACCAUCCAGAGCGCACCGAGUCCCAAGAUAAGAUGGUUCAAGGAUGGUAAACUGCUGACAGACCAGGAGAAGUUUCAAACAUACAGUGAACCGCGCAGUGGAGUGUUGGUUCUAGUUAUCAAGAACCCUGGAGAACGAGACCUAGGACAUUAUGAGUGUGAGCUGUCGAACCGUCUGGGCAGUGCCAGGUGUGCGGCUCAGCUGAUCACUCCUGCUGUGGCAAUGGCACGAGAACGUAGAGCAGAUCAGGCCAUCAGUAUAGAAGUAAUGGAGCAAGAGACGAAAAUACCGAAGAAAACCAUAAUUAUUGAGGAGACCAUCACCACAGUGGUGAAGAACACCCGUAUGAAACGGCACGCAUCCCCACGACCAUCGCCCAUGGGAGCUCACCGCUCAGAAACAUCCACACCUGAACCGCCCAGACAGAGACGAACCCUGGCCAGGAAGACCGUACCAACACUGUACGUUCCUGAACCCGAGGGUGCCACGGCCAGGAACCCAAGAUGGGUAGAAGUCGAAGAGAUAAUAGAGUAUAAAGUGAACAAAUCACCCAAGAUACCAAGAAGAAGAGGCGUUUCCCCCAGCAAGAUCUCACCACCUGGCAAUCCAAACACUAAUAACUCCAACAACAAGUUACUCGAGGAGGCAAUGGGUGCCACAAUGGCUCUGCAAGGUUCUUCUGGUACGGAUGAAGAGGAAAUUGCACAGAAUGUGUCUGAAGUACCUUCAGAGGUCGACAAUAUGACUACAUACUCAGGAGAAACUGAUGACCCAUGUGUCUCUGAUGGAGAUGAUGAAGGAACUAUUGUCGUGGAACCCGAAGAUGAUGAAAUUGAUGCUGGAGACCACAAAAUGCUGACUGAUGGAAAUCGAGUUCUUAAUCUUGAAGAUCUCGAGGACUACAUUCCCCAGGAAGGGGAAACAUUUGGCAGCGGUACAGACCAUCAUGUCCUCGAUGAGAAACCAUGUGAGAUCUCGGUGUUGCAGAGAGAAAUUAACGAGCCUGUCAUUGGUAAACCCAUUGUUUUGAACGUGGUACGUCCGGUGCCACCAGCAAAGCCUCGCAUGGGAUUCUUUGGGUCCUUCAAGGAGCACAUCUCCAGCAUGUUUAGUCCAGGUUCAUCGGCGAGCGGGAGCUCUCAGGCAAGGCGAGAGAAGACAAUACCUAUUCUUGUGACGGGACAACCUUCAUCCAGCUAUUCAUGCCAUGCCAGUAGCUUUGCGAGGCUUGAAGUCCAGCCGACGUACUGCUCCGAGGUCCAGAGAGGAAAGGAAGGAGGUCUUCAGAGCUUCAAAACGCAGGUUUCCGCACAAACCCGCAGCUACACGCCAACCGGACAGGUCACUCUUAAGAUCAGCAAGAAGAAGCCAUUUGAGAAGCAGUAACCGAGAGGAAACCGCUUGUUUCCAGCAUGCAAUAUCAGGAACAUAAAAGUAGGCUUAGUCUUCAAUGGGAACACUUCUGUAAAAUCUUGCAAUCUGGGAGUGCAAUUCAAUAGCGAAGCGUCUUCUAACAGCAGAUCAUUCCAUUUUGAAGCAAAGGAUUCACUUGCCAAACUCAAUGACCUAAAGAAGACUUACUCAUUUCUUGAGUUUCCGUGAGCAAAUGUGCAGCUGUGCUUCAGAACGGCAAGUCUGAUACAACAUGAAUGUGCAAAUAUCGACAGUAAAGCUGUUUUUCGUCUAAAACAGAGGUGUCCAAUCCUGUCCCUGGAGGACCAACAUCCUGCAGAGUUUAGCUUCAUCCAGCUCCAACACAGUUGUCUGGAAGUUUCCAGUAAGUCUGAAGACCUUAAAUAUCAGGUUCAGGUGUGUUUAAUUAGGGUUGGAACUAAACUUUGCAGGAGAAGUGUCCCUUCAGGAACAUAUUUGGACACCGCUGGUCUAAAACAGAGGUUCUCAACUCUUAACCUUGAUCAAACUCACCUUUCUGUAACUUUCUAGUAAGUCCUUGAUUAGUUUGUUCAGGUGUUCGAUUUGAGUAGGACCUAAACACCUUCUGAGAAUCCUUGUACUAAGAAACACGUGUCUGUGUAUGUCAAGAAAUCCAAAUUUUGACUCCAAAAAUAAGAUUUUAUCUGAAUUAAAUGUAUGUGCUGUAUGGAAUUAAUACCUCAGCAAUACAUAUAUAUAUUUGUGUGUUUUUCAACAUCUAAAAGCCAGAGCAACUUUUUGUUUCAAGUUAAUUGCAUGAGUUGUUCUUUGGAGUAAUACACUGUGGCUUGUUGAAUCUGAGGUCUAUGUUUAUGUAUCCGAACUCCUGAAUAUGUAAUCCUGCACUGAAGACUAUUCAAUGUGGUCAGCAAUGACUUCGAAAGGAAUAGAUGUGGGAGAUCUUAAGACUUAAGAACCAGAACACAAAAUCUAUUUAAUGACUUUAGAAGAUUUAUUUUAAAAAGUAUUUCUUGUGCAACAUGACUUUAAGCACAUAGUAUUUACAGAUUUAAAAAGAUUUGCGAUUUACUGGAGUAAUACUAAUAUAUAUAUAUAUAUAUAUAUAUAAUGUGUUUGAACUUAAUACAAACACAAAUUUUGUCAACCAAAAUUUGCAUGUGUAACAAUUUGUAUUGUUUUGUGCAUCACAUGGUUUGAAAAGUUUUGGUAAAAGCAAAAUAAAUUAGGACUGCCAAGGGUGUUCAGCAGAAAAAAA